GGUCACUAUCAAUUCGCAAGUGAAGCGCCCUCUACAGGUGCCCACCUUGAGCUGAAACAGGAAAGCGCGAAACCCUCAGCAGGAGAGUCUGUGCUCUUUAAAUCCAUUUACCCCAAUCCAUCCUUCCUCUCAAUUCAAAUCCCCAAAAUUAAAUCAUAAAAUUAAUUAGUACUGAUAAUAACAUAAUCCCUUUUUUUCUAUUUGGAUCUCUCUCUCUCUCUCUCUCUCUCUCCCCCUUCUCCCUUCUCUCUUUCUCUAGGGUUUUGCUUCAGGUCGUCUUUGCUUCCUACAUCACACUUACUCCAUCUUGUUGGGACAAGUUGUCAAGUUGUAGGCUUUUGGGUUUACUUAUCAAUGGGUGACGCAGAACAUGCACUCCCACCUUCAAAGAAGAGAGCUGCAGGACGGGAAAUCUCACGAGACAACCCUGGCCUUGAUGAUGACGAAGAUUCUGCAGAGCAAGAGACAGGAACUUUCAAGAGGGCCAGUGAUGAGGUGCUGGCUAGCAGACGGAUUUUAAAAGUUCGUCGCAAUCAGCCCUCAUCAACCCCUUCAUCUAAUCCAUUUGCUGGGAUUCAGCUUGUCCCUCCUACCAAGCCAACUACAGCCCCUGCUGUGACAACAACUGAAAUAGUCACUGCUAGUGAGAAAGUUUCAGAUGGGAAAACUGAUGCUUGUGAAGAAACUGAAAAGGGUAAAGAUGAAACUGGUAACAAGUCAGAAAGCAAGGUUGAAGAGCCAGUAGCUGAAACUGCUGCAAAGGAGGAGAUUGUGGAGGAUAAGGAGAACAAUAAUGUAGUCAAUGAAGCAACUGUACCAAAGGUUGAUAGCGAAAAGCCAGCGGAAGGUGAUAAGAGUGAGAAUGAAAAGGCUGCGGUUGGAGAAGAAAUCGAGAAUAAAAAAUCAGCGGAAAGUGAUAAGACUGAAAAAGAGAAAGACAAUGGUAAGAGUGAAAAUGAAGAGAAGGAGAAUGGUAGUGAAAAAGUAGAUCCAAGCUCUGAAAGCACACACUUGAGUUCAUUCCAACAGCUUUCUAGCAGCCAAAAUGCUUUCACAGGGCUUGCUGGAACUGGGUUUUCCACUUCUACAUUCACCUUUGGUUCAGUUCCUAAGGAUGGGUCUGCAUUGGGCACUAGUACUGGUUCUCUGUUUGGGCAGAAAAAUGACCAGCCUUCAUUUGGUUUUGGUCUUUCUAAUAAUGGUAGUUCUUCAAUCUUCAACACAACAGGGCCUCCUAUUGUCUCAAAGAAUGAGGGAACUGGUUUUCCAUCCAUGCAAGAGGUUCCAGUUGAGACGGGAGAAGAGAAUGAGAAAGUAGUUUUCUCUGCUGAUUCAGUUUUAUUUGAGUAUUUCAAUGGCGCCUGGAAGGAGCGUGGUAAAGGGGAACUCAAGGUGAAUGUCUCUACUGCUGGGACAGAAAGAGCCAGACUCCUUAUGAGAGCUAGGGGUAAUUAUAGGUUAAUUCUAAAUGCAAGUCUUUACCCUGACAUGAAGCUUACAAAUAUGGACAAGCGAGGUGUCACUUUUGCCUGCAUGAAUAGUACUGGUGAAAAUAAGGAAGGUCUUUCAACAUUUGCACUGAAGUUCAAGGAUGGUUCUAUUGUAGAAGAAUUCCGGGCAGCUGUUGCAGCAAAUAAAGGUAAAUCGGCUAUGAAUCUAAAGACUCCAGAGAAUUCCCCCAAGGCUUCGGAUGAAUGAAUGAUCGUUGCAUUAAUUCACAGAAUUCUUGUACUUGGGCUGCUGUUCGUUUUCUUUGUGGCAAAAAGGAAGAGCCUCCUUUUAGAGUCAUUGUUGAGACCUAUGUAGCAGAGUCAUAACAGAGUCCAGUUCCUUUUCUCGUUAUUUAGCUUCAGUCUAGUCCUCAGGAGAACGUUAUUAGUUUGGUUUUGGGUUGGGACUGCAUAAUUUGUAGCUCAAGAGACGUGAAAUGUUUGACAAAUUUAUAGUAAGCUUCCUCUAAUGGGGGAGAAAUGGCACCAUGUUGCAUAUUGAUAUUA
Manihot esculenta (cassava) is the source of this 1997-nucleotide messenger RNA. Its product is annotated as nuclear pore complex protein NUP50A. NCBI's taxonomy places the organism in Eukaryota, Viridiplantae, Streptophyta, Magnoliopsida, Malpighiales, Euphorbiaceae. The record is from RefSeq and is a predicted model, not a curated record. Gene Ontology annotation, molecular function: GTPase activator activity. Gene Ontology annotation, biological process: intracellular transport. Gene Ontology annotation, cellular component: nuclear pore; cytoplasm. Bases 355 to 1698 code for a protein of 447 amino acids. The transcript has 2 exons.